CUCCCUGCAAACAAUGGCGUGUCCAAGGGCAUCUCUCGGCUACAGCUGCUGCUACCUGCACGAGAAUAUAUUACAGGCUUCACCUCCAGGAUCACCUUGGAAACGGCGGAGCAGCUUUAUGCGGUGUCCAGAGGAGACCUGGCCGUGGUGCAGGGCGUUGAAAAGGGCAUUGCCCUUCUCCAGAGCGCUCUCGAUCCUCUGUUCAUGGGUCACGGUCCCCGGGUGGGUGCAUCCUGGCGUGGUGCUGGCACAUCCAGCCCUGGCUCCACAGCUGCGGGCACAGCGCGGUGAGCGGGGAUGCACCAGCGUCUGCCCCAAGUGCUGGGUGAUGGGGCUGGGAAGUUGUUUCAGGUCCUGCAUUAAUAACGGAGGUGGAGGUUGUCAAGCUCUCUGCUUUGUUAUCACCAGGAGAAGUCUUCGCACCGUGAAGGAGUGGAGGGAGCCCGCUGCUACCGCAGCAGGGGAGCUGAUGGCAAGGCACCCACAGCUGCACCGUGCUGAAAUCCAUCCCUGCCUCCACCGCCUGGCGUCCGCCUGGAAAGGAACGGCCUCAAAAACCUACGGCCAGUGGUGGGCAAAAUGGCAACGCAUCCAUUCGGCCUCUCGUGGCAAGGGUUCAGACAUUAACGACACAGCAGGAAAGAACUAUAAAUUCCCCUGGGAAGAACACACGAGAGAAUAUACACACGAUGAGCUCAGGCUGUUGUUUCUACCUUCUUUCAGCCACAGCUUUUCCAAGGGGUUACCACCCAUGCUCACUCUGUGCACGUGGGACAGCUCUGCUGGCUGCUGCAGGGACGGCUGUGCUAUCUCUGCAGCGGUUUGGCCACUCUGGAGAUCGCUUCCAACACACAGCCGUAAGGUGAAGCAAAGGCCUGGUAUAGGUCAGGCUCAUAUCUUUCAUCUCACUGCAAACCAAGGGGGUGCUACUUGUUUUACCCAAGCACCAGGGAAUUUUGCAAGAGCCAUCCUAACACUUGGGUGGAGCGCAGAAGUGAUGGCAGGGUGGAGGGGAGAUGUCACCGUGCCGAAAGGAGUGGGGGAGUGUUGCAGCCAGUGGGGGCAUGACAGAUACGAAAUGACCUACACUUUGUAACAUUUUCACCAAAAAAAUAUAUAUUUCAGUAAUGGGGAUGCUGAUGAGAGUGAACCCAGAAAAACAGCAGAGGUCAACAGAGACUGCGUGACUGGGGGUCAGAGAGGGAGAGCGCUAAUUGUCUUCAGAGGGCCCGCUUGUGAGCUGUUUGCAGUAUUUCUACCUGCCUUUACCUCUUGAGGAGGUACAGCGAUGCUGUAAGAGCAGGGCUGUGGGCGUGUUGGUGGUUCGGUGGUCUGGGUGCACAUCCAGGAGCUGCAGAGGAGCCCCCUGGCCACGCAGCGGGUCCAGCGGCCUUGCUGUACGGGCAGGAACCAUACAGCGCUGAUCAACCCCGCUGCUGGGCAAAGCAGAGCUCUUUUAUCGGAACAAGUUAUGGCAGCCCAGAGUCGUACUGAGCGGAAAGUGCUACAGCUCCGCUGGCUUCAAAUUCAGCACCUCACCCUGAGUGAAGAAACUGGUACUUUAGCCACCAUGGGGAAGACUGACCCUUGAAAACACAGUUUCUGACUAUUUAAUGUUGCAGUGCUGUCUCACUGCUGUUCAAAAUCAUUUGGGCACCAUCCUGGAGAGAACUGGGAGUACACGGAAGGAAGAAUUGCACAGAAGAAGCCAGAAAGGUGCUGCUUUUGUGGCCAAGCUUGCCAGUAUUUACCAGGGGGAUCAGAAGAGCAGAAAGCAAAGGAGUGAUGCAUCAGAGCACGGUGCCUUCAGGCUGCGUUUUGGUGGUCUCUCGAUGUUCUCAAGAAGCAGUAGGGUUACAUGUGGUGAAACGUUUCCAAUGUCCAGUCUUUCCUUCUUCCCCUCCUUUCCCAAACACACAGCGUGUGUCUGACGGGCAGAUUCACUCUCUGGAAGGUGAUGCUUUAAAUGCAAACUUUAGUAUACAACUGCACACCGAUUUCUCCAUGGAGUUAAAGCAAAAGGCAUGUUCAAAUGUGGAUUCUAAAUGUAACCAGGGGGAUUAAUUUCCUUUUUAUCCACAUACAUGAACAGUACAGUACACGCGGUGUUUUUGCUACUUCAAAAUAAAUAAAUAAACUUAGCAAAAGCUCUGAAACCCAGGAGCUGUAGCCCUCUGCUAAUGGUUUGUACCCAGAAACAGUGCACAUUAACAAGCCCGUCUCUGCUGAAGCUUUUGAUAUCGCUGUUGCACUUGACAACCCAGACGCUGAAGUGGCUCAGAAAAUGUCUCUGCUGGCCUUGCUAAUGCGCAAACUGCCUCCUUGCACUUACCGAAAUGCCUCUUGCAAGCACAUACUGUGCAAACACGUCAGUGUUUAUUAAAUCUGGGCCUGAGAUGUGGAGCGGCCUCAGUCUACUCCGAUACCAAGGAAGACGAUGUUCUACCCCCUGCAGGGUCAGCUCUUAGCUUGUAAAUAAAGCUAUAUUCUCAUUCUUCAUCAAGUAUAUUCCCUUUCUCUGGCAGUUGCACACCCUUGGAGUGAUGCCAGCGUUAUCUGAAUGUGACUUGCCCUUUGGGGAAUUUCCUUUAAUAUUUUCUCUUAUAGGGAUGGGAGAAGCUCAGAAUUAUGACACCCUGUAUUCAUGUAAAUACCAUGAAAUGGUUGUUUACAGUGAGCUGUGCAAUAGUCCAGCAAAAAGCCCCACUGUGCUCAUGAUGGGAAGGGUCUAGAAUAACAGGUAGCUCUGAAAGGACCUGCAGCCAAAACCUAGAUGUAUUUAUACUUGCUGCUAUGAGAUUUCUGGUGCUCAGCAUCUUUGGGGAUCACGUCAUUAUAUUAACUGCUCAAGUUUUCUGAAGAUUGAAAGGCACAGUCUGGACCCUAGGAGACAACAUGGAAAUGAGUCAACAAUCCAGGGGCAAGCCCAGUCAGUUCCGAUAAUCUCAUAAAGCAAACUAAAUAUUUAAGUUGAAGCACAGACACUUAUUGUGGUGAGGAUUUCAGUUUGGACUGGAAUUUCACAGCUGGUUUUGGUAUCUUUGAUCUUGAACCAAACUCUAGUCCCCAGAUGCCCCAGGCUUUGAGGAACCUCAGAGAAGCCAUCUCCGAAUCCCGGUCUUCACUGAAAUAUGCUGCUCUUUGGCAGUGGAAAUAAAGUUUCCCAUGGGUUUGGACUCUGCAUUCCUUCCCUUCCCCUCCCAGCUCUCUCAUUUCCUCCCCGCCUGGCCGGGCGAGCGGCAGCAUCUUUUAUGCCGUGCUUGAAGUUACGCAUGGGCAGACUGGCCGGCGGGUUCUUG
Messenger RNA from Cygnus olor (mute swan), 3299 nucleotides. RefSeq lists its product as uncharacterized. The coding region runs from base 14 to 1096 and encodes 360 amino acids. The record is from RefSeq and is a predicted model, not a curated record. NCBI's taxonomy places the organism in Eukaryota, Metazoa, Chordata, Aves, Anseriformes, Anatidae. The transcript has 3 exons.